Messenger RNA from Odontomachus brunneus, 3312 nucleotides. RefSeq names its product division abnormally delayed protein (gene dally). Gene Ontology annotation, cellular component: plasma membrane; extracellular region; cell surface. The transcript is spliced from 8 exons. The record is from RefSeq and is a predicted model, not a curated record. Lineage: Eukaryota; Metazoa; Arthropoda; Insecta; Hymenoptera; Formicidae. Gene Ontology annotation, biological process: cell migration; positive regulation of canonical Wnt signaling pathway; regulation of protein localization to membrane. The coding region runs from base 814 to 2754 and encodes 646 amino acids.
UCAGUCUCGUCGAGUCGCUCGUGACGGGUGUGCGCGUUUCGCGUCUCGUUUUGUUCGCUCUCGCGAUCACGAGUCCGCCUGCGUGCAUGCGGCCGUGCGUACGUGCGUGCGCCUGUCGUUUGUUCGUUCGUCUGUCCAUCUGUCUGUCAGCCAGUCGUGCGUGUGUGUGUACACGCAUACACGCGUGAAGUACAUACUUUCAUCUCGCAUUAUAACACGAACUGACUGGCCGGGAGCGCUGUUGAAUAUACGUGAUAUUGCCUGGACUCGUCGCGAUCGCCGUCUUUGACCUCUCUUCUUUCUCUUUCUUUCUCCCCCUGUCUUUCCUUUCCUCCUUAAAGUCCUCCUCCUCCUCCUCCUCCUCCUCCUCCUCCUCCUCCUCGUCAUCCUCCUCUUUCUCCUCCUUCUCCUCCUCCUCUUCUUCUCUUCUUUCUCCUCCUCCCCUUGUGAGCGCCUCAAAUGUUCGCGCCGCAUGCUCCGAGUGCUCGCAACAAUACCGCCGCUCGUUUUCGCCGUCGUGCCGUCUGACGGCGCGUCCGCUGAUCGUUCGAGGAACGAUCAUCGCGUUCCGAUACGGUGAAUGACUCUACAAACGAUCGAUCCUAAUCUGUAGAAAACUGAGAAGAAGAAGCUGCAAAAGAACGAGCGAGGAGAAGAAUCUAGGACCACUGUCGAGAAGAAAAACGAUUCCUCGCGAGUAUCUCCGCCGCCGAUUUCUCGCGCGCAUUCCCCUCGGGUUUCUCCUCUCCUCUCAUCUCUUCUCUUCUCUUCUCUUCCUCCGGCCGUCCGUCGCGCCGGGGCCAUUUUGCCGAAAUGAAAAUAACACCGCGAGCCACGCCGGUCCUGCUCGCGAUCAUCCUCCUCUUACACGAUUGCACCCGCACGGCAUACACGAAAUCGUCGCUCCGUGUGCGCGCCGUCGACAACGACAACGACUUCCUCAUCGCCGUCAACGUCACAGACUGCGACCGGGUCAAGCCGUUUUUCGACAGCAAGAACAUCAGUCUAGUGCCGGCGAAGGAUCUUUCGAAGACAAUAUGCGGAGGCAAGUGCUGCGACGAGGAAAUGGAGAAGCAAUUGAAGCAACAAGCCCGGGCGGAUUUUCACAAUCUGAUUCAUCAUCACAGUAGGACUCUGCAAGGUCUCCUCAUCACCACCGCCGACUUUCUCAGAGGUUCGGUGGCCGAACUGGCGCGACAGUCGCAGAACACGACUCUGAUUAUGUUCCACAAGGCGUACAGUUCGAUGGAGGAGUCCAGCGAGCCGUUUGUCAAGGCGCUUUACAAGUCGAUAGUGAACUACGUAUCGCCCGCCAACACACCGGACAACCUGCAGCAACCGCUGAGCCGGGAGAUGUUGCAGGAGAAUAUACUCGAAUUCUUCACACGGUUGUUUUCGAUCGCCUACUUGAAACUCAUCAAUCCGCAACAACAACAAGAGGAUCAGGAGGAAUUAACAAACAAGUUCAAAGUCUGCUUGCAUGAGUCAAUGGUCGACAUACAGCCGUUCGGCGAUAUACCGCAGGAAACCUCGCUCGCGGUCAGCAAGAGCCUGGAGGCCACCAGGGUGUUGGUGCAGGCGCUCAUACUCGGUAAAACUGUGCUCGAGAAGACUGAUGGCAUACUCUUCAGUCCCGAUAUUCACAGCCUUCAGCAGGAGGCCUGCAACGCCGCAAUAUUCAGGAUGACCUACUGUCCCAAGUGCAAAGGCCUCGCUAACGCCAUCAUGCCCUGCAACGCAUUCUGCAUCAAUGUGAUAAGGGGCUGCCUGACCGAGCCAGCGUCCGAACUGGAUCUCGCGUGGUCCGGUUACGUGGAGACGAUCGAGAGACUCAUCGUGGCGGUGGACGGUCAUAACGAUCCUCUGGGCCUGAAUACCGUGAACGCCGUCAAGCAGUUAGGCACUCGCAUUUCGGAUGCCAUUUUGCGCUCAUUGGAGAAUGGACCGAAGAUUGUGAAGAAGGUGAGGUCAGUAUGUGGCCGUUCGAAGUUGCUGGCGUCGAGCAAAGAGAAGACGUCCUCGGAUGCAGCUGCAGUCGCGAAAUUGACUACGUUCCCAGGCAGCAAGGCACACGCAGCUGCGUCAUUUUACGAUGGCAACCUCGCGCACCAAGCCGACGACAUCGCGCCCACCAAAGGCAAAAGCCAGGACCAAAAGUUAUACGUGCAUCUGGGCAACUUUCUAGCAAGCAUGGUCAGAUCCCGCAUCUUCUACGGCACGUUGGCGGACUCGAUAUGCGAGGACUACCCCGAGAAACACUGCUGGAACGGCGAACGCGUCGGAGAAUACUCGAAAACCGUGGUGGAUUCCAGCCAGACCGCCCAACGAUACAAUCCUGAAUUUACCAUAACGGCGAUGUCGUCGAAGAAGACUUCCUACGACAACACGAACAUCAGAUCGUUCAUUGACCAAUUGAGACACAUUAAUCAGAUGGUGCAGUCUCAAUUGGCAUCGUCACCUGACGCUGGUGCUUUCCUGGGAGACGAGGCUUUGGACGGGUCCGGAAGCGGAGACGGGCCGUAUUGGAGACCGCGCGCCAACGGCGGCUUGGACGACGACGAGGACGGUGACAAUCACGACGACGACGACGACGACGACGACGACGACAGCGAGGGGUCCGGCUCCGGGAUGGGUCCCACCACGACAGAUACAUCGGUGAAAAUUCAUCAGAGUGGCUCGGCCGGUAGCGGUUCGUCGACCAUCCUGCUGUCGUUCGGCGCCUUCGUGGUUGUCUGCGCAUCGCUUAUCGCUUAAAAUCGCCACGAGAUGGAAUCAGGAAACAAGAUUGAUCGCCGACGGCCGACAUAGACGACGUAGAUAAGAAGGAAAGUUAGACUAGAGAGAAAGAGAGGGGGAAUGAAAGAGAGAAUGAGAGAGAGAGGGAGAGAGAGAGAUAUCUUACCGAUUGGCGGAAAGUCGUUAGUAGAGCAAACGCGUCGGGAGAAUCCGUUUCGCGCGGCGUUUCUUCCGGCGCGAACGUCGGGAGGUGCUUCUGCUGCGCCCGGAGGACGCCGAAAUCGUAUAGAAUGCUGUUGAUAAUUUAUCGGUGGCGCUGGGCAGCGAAGCGAACUGUUCCUGCCGCGGUCCUGCUCGAAAGGACGCGCGGCGGUUUCCAGUGAUAUAUCGAUGCGCGGGGAGAGGGGGAGAAAUAGAGAGAGAGAGAGAGAGAGAGCACAUGUGUGUGUGUGUGUGUGUGUAUGGAUGUGAGAGAGAUGUAUGAAAGUAUACACUAGAGUGAAAGAUAGAGAGAGAGAGAGAGAGAGAGAGAGAGAGAGAGAGAGAGAGAGAGAGAGAGAGAGAGAAGAACAUACG